CCCGCGUGAUUGGCUGUAGGUCAACUCGUCCGCCUGCCGUGCAGCAUUCACAGCAGCGGCGUUUCAAAUCAGCCUCAUCACCAUCAUCAUCAUCAUCAUCUCCACGUCUGAUUGAAUUCAAAAAAAAGGGGAAAAACGGUCGCGUGGGUGUGCGCGUUUUCUUGUUCUUGCACUGGCGGCUGGUUUCGAGGAUGGCCGAGAGCGAGGCAGAUACGCCGAGCACGCCGAUUGAGUUUGAGAGCAAAUACUUCGAGUUUGAUGGAGUGCGGCUGCCGCCCUUCUGCAGAGGGAAGAUGGAGGAGAUCGCCAACUUCUCCCUCAGAAGUAGCGACAUAUGGAUCGUCACCUACCCGAAGUCAGGCACCAGUCUUCUUCAGGAGGUUGUGUAUCUCGUGAGUCAGGGAGCAGACCCAGAUGAAAUCGGCCUUAUGAACAUUGAUGAACAGCUGCCUGUCUUAGAAUACCCCCAACCUGGCCUGGACAUCAUACAGGAGCUGACAUCCCCUCGUCUGAUCAAAAGCCAUCUUCCCUAUCGAUUCCUCCCCACAGCCAUGCACAACGGAGAGGCCAAGGUGAUUUACAUGGCACGUAACCCUAAGGACCUGGUGGUGUCGUACUACCAGUUUCACCGCUCUCUCAGGACCAUGAGCUACCGGGGAACCUUCCAGGAGUUCUGCCGGCGCUUCAUGAAUGACAAGCUGGGAUAUGGUUCCUGGUUUGAACAUGUUCAGGAAUUUUGGGAACAUCGUAUGGACUCCAAUGUCCUCUUCUUGAAAUAUGAAGACAUGUACAAGGAUCUGGGGACGUUGGUGGAACAGUUAGCCCGAUUCCUGGGUGUUUCCUGUGACAAGGCUCAGCUAGAGGGCAUGGUGGAGAGCUGCAACCAGCUAAUUGAGCAGUGUUCCAACUCAGAGGCACUGUCCAUCUGCAGGGGUCGUGCUGGUCUGUGGAAGGAUGUCUUCACAGUGUCUAUGAAUGAAAAGUUUGACGCCGUGUACAGACAGAAGAUGGGCAAGUCCGACCUGACCUUUGACUUCUGCCUGUGAGGAGCACCUGACCCCGCCCUCACCCCGUACCGCCUCUGUACCCCCAAUGAUCUACUGCAGUACAGUCGACACUUCCCACCACGCUCCCACGUCUCCAUUCAGUCAGUCAGUCUGAAGUUUAACAGUGCAGUCUGACAGUGGGAUCACACUACAAGACUUUUCCCAGAAUGCAAUCUGUCUAAAUAUGUUCAACCCAUCCUUGUGGACUGAUCAAAAUGAGUCCAGAUUUCUUAAGAAUUCACUGAAAUUUCUUGGUCAAUAGUUAAACCAAACCUCCCUCAGCCCCUACCUCCACAGUAUGUUCCCACUGCUGUGUAUGUACAUGUGUAUAUACUAACCAGGGUUUGACCGAUAUGGGAUUUUAAAGGCAGAUACUGAUACUCAACACCAAUAUCGAUAAUGUCAAUAUUUACAUUAAAAUUCUCCUACAAUAUGGCCGCAUUCACAACAGGGAUUCAGUAACAGGGAUUCAGGCUAUGUGCAGAUAUUAUAUGACUGAAAUACACAGACAAACCAGCCAGUUCAGCCAUUCAGUGUUUUCAUGUUAGGGUUGUCCCCCUUCCAGACGAAGUCCCUUUCCAUUAUUUGCAAAUCCAUGAAAAAUCUGUGUAUGAAAAUGAUUAGUUAGUGGAAAGUAUUGUCUAGGCACUUCUCAAGGCAAAAGUGUUUAUAUUUGUUCCAAAUGGUAACUUGAGGUAAAAAGCUGGCUGUGACAGGGUUGAGAUGUAAAAGCUGUUCAACUGGGGAUAGUGGCAUUCAUAGUGUUGCAUUCAUUUGCUCACCUCCGAGGCUGACCCAGAACAUGCUAGAGGGUUAUAAAUCCUUCCUGACCUUGGACCCCCUUGGAGAGGCUUUAGGAAGUAGCCAUGGUUCAUGGAUAUGAGCAACUUUGUUUAGUCUACUACUACUGUGACCAUGUUACAUGCUAAUGUAGGCUAAUGUACAAGUUCAUGAAGGUGGGGGCCGCAGGCUGGAAUUGAGCCUGUGGCUGCUGCAGGUGGGUCACAGCCUUUGUACAAGGGGCGCCUGCUCUACCCACUGAGCCACUGGGCAUCCCAUUUUUAUGUUAUUAUUUGGCGGAAAUGUUGGAAGUUGGCGGCACAGUGGUGCAGUGGUUAGUAUUGUUGCCUCACAGCAAGAGGUUUCUUGGUUUGAGCCUGGGGUGGGAGAGCCCUUCUGUGGGGUGUCUGCAUGUUCUCCAACCUACGACUUCAGACUUGACUUGGGCUUAUCAAUCUUGACCCAGGACUUGAUUUAGGACUUGUCAGGCUUGACUUUGGACUGGACUUGGGAUUCGAUUCAGGACUUGCUUAUCUUGACAUGGAACUUGUCAGUCUUGAUUUGGAACUUGUCAGUCUUGACUUUGGGCCUUGACUUGGGACUUGAUUUUGGACUUGCCUGUCUUGACUUGGGGCUUGUCUCAAUGUCACAGAUCUGGUGUUUAUAUUCUAACUGAACAAACUGGAAAAACCUCUAAGUCUCUUUAGCCAGGCAACACUAACAUCUGCCCUUAAUCUGCCACUUGUCGGUCUAACCCUGACACUGAGUGCAUUAGCAGUUGUCUUGAUGCAGCAGUGGCUCCAGGCCAAGUGGAUGCAUGGAAGGUAACUGUAAGAGGUGAAGCCAAACCUGUAGAGAAGAUGCCAAUCACGCCUAAAUCCAUCCAGCAGCUCACUGUCAAUGCUUGGACAUUGUUGUGUUAGAUUAUCUUUUUUUUUUUUUUUUUUUUUUUUUGCUCAUAGUGUUGCAGGGUUUUCAGCCUCAUCACUGAUUGUCACUUAUAUGUGAGCUUCAUGUAUGUAUAUGGAUGUAUGUGAGUGUGUGUGUGUUAGAAAGAGAGGGAGAAAGAGUGAGGGAGUUCUGUCUUGUUAGUGCUCAUUUAUACUAACAGAAUGUAUCAGGGUUUCCAGACUGACUUAGACAUUAAAUUCAAGGAUUCAUCAAUGAUCUUUAGUGGUAUCAAAAAACAACAACAACAAUAACAACAACAAAAAGCAGGAUGUGACCGUGAGAAUAGCACCAGAAUUUUCUUCUCACUUUAAAACAAAAACCAUCAGAAUAAUUUGACAAUCACAUACAAGUUGGACAAGUAACGGCUUUAAGGAGCAGCAUACUCAAUUCUUAACACAUUGCUUGAGAUUUUGUGACAACAUGAUGGCUACGUUAUCAGCAUUUGAGACACAAUUUGUUGUUGCACUGUAUUUACUGUGUAUAAUAAAAUAUAUAUACCCUGGGGUGGUAAAAAUGAGCAGCUGCUGCUCAGUUGCAGAUGCAGCUGUGCCAAACACUGUAGAUAAUAUAUAAUGUACUGUCCCCCAGUUAUAAAGGCAGAUUUCAAACCCUCAUCUUCAAUGUUUAAGGUCCAUGCAGAUACAAUUUAAGGUUUGGGGCCUAUACGUGAUUUUUAGGCCUCUGCAUCAGUGACGGCCGUGGCACUAUGUUUCGGGUUGUCCGUAGUGUUUGUCUGUCCCCUGUGUACAACUUGAGGGAAUUUCUUCAAAUUUGGCAAAAAACAUUCACUUGGACUCAAGCAUGAAUUGAUUGGAUUUUGGUGGUUAAAGGUCAAGGUCACUGUGACCGUGUCUGUCUUAUUCUUGUGAAUAUGAUAUCUCAAGAACACCUUAAGGUAAUUUCUUUAGAUGUUUCAGACAAUCGACCGAAGAAUAAACUGAUUAGAUUUUUGUGGUUGAAGGUUAAAGGUCAAGGUCAGUGUGACUUCAAAAAAUGUGUUUUUGGCCAUAACUCACAAAAACUUCACACAAAUGUCUAAUAGGAUAAAUUAAUGAAGUAAUAAUAUAUAUAUAUAUAUAUUAUAUCCAAAAGACCAAAGGUCAGCUUCACUGUUACAUCAUAAUAUUCCAUAUAAAACAUUUUUCAGGGCAUUAUUUAAUGUCAUAUCUCAGGAACGGAAGGGGAGACAUUUGGUCACUGAAUUGGUGACUCUAAUCCUGGGUGUGGGGUUUGGGCAGAGGUUUAAACCUCUAAUGGUGUGUUCACACUGAAUGUGAUGCAAAGUUGCACGCCGCAUUACUUGGUCUGUUCAUGUUUUUGCAUUGACUUGGGAUCAGGCUCAUUGACUCGGAUUCAGUGUGAACAUACCAUAAGCCAGAUCACACAUCUGAUUACAAUCCGUCUUCUGGCUACAUCCACAUGAGGGUCAGCCCUACAUCAGUCCAGAGGGUGGUAAUAAUGCCCCUGAAGCUGUUUGAUAACAGCUAAAACACACUAGAACAAGAGAAACUUCACAUCACAACAACAGUUUAAUUAGGUAGCUAAUAACGCCUUCACAGGCUCUAACUCACCAUUCAGGGGUCGUACUGAUCAGGAAUCCAACCGUAAAGCAGCAUGCCACUGUCUGUAUGUGGUUUGAAUUGAUAGAGCCAUUUUAUUCCUCUGUCACUUUGCAUGUGACAGAAAGAAAAUGGCUAAUUUCAGUGUAAUAUCAGUGUCACCUCAGCUGCUGUUAUCUUGAGGGCAUACCCUGUACAAGAGACCAUUUACUGACAUUGUUACACUUGGGAGGAAUAACAUUUAGUAUGCAUCAGAUGGAUGUAUUUACACCUAUUAAACAUCUCAGAUGUCAAUCCAUCUCUAAUGCUUUUUGGAUACAUUUACACUUGGCUUUUUAGCUAUCAGAUAGCUAUCUAAUCCACACACUCUUUUCCUGUGUGAAUCAUAUUACCACUGAUGGGUGAACAGCGUCCUUUCUCUCUCUUUCUCUCUGUUUUCUCAGAAAAGUCAGGUUUUGGCUGCAGGAGAGGAGAGAGCAGAGUAUUAACCCAUAACCAGCAUUAACUAUGUUUUGUAUUCUGCAACUCACUGUAGUGUCAUGACAGCAGCAGUAUCUGGAAUCAGACUAUUAACCUGAGGCAUCACUUACAACCGGUCCAGCACCUCUUCCACAGUUGUCACAGCAAUUUCCAGUCCAGCAGACCAGUCCCUGCGCUUUACCAGACACUUGUGAAUGUCUUUAUUGUGUGGAUGCAAACAACAACCUCGGCACUCUGGUCCCGCCGCCUCUUUUACGGCUGCUCAUUCUUUCCUCCCAUUGUUCUUUCUUCUCUCUGUCACUCUGUUUACAGCCGUUGGCAAGGCUUCAGCUGCCCAUCUCCACUUUUAUGGUUUGUUUGGGUUUUUAUACAUGCCUGUCUCUGUUUCCUGGGCAUCUUGCGUUGUAUUUUACAUGCUUUGCUUGCUGGUUUAUUAAUAAAGUUGUGUCUUCAGGCAAUAUCUGAUGACUGUGUCU
Epinephelus fuscoguttatus (brown-marbled grouper) is the source of this 5292-nucleotide messenger RNA. RefSeq names its product sulfotransferase family 4A, member 1 (gene sult4a1). The coding region runs from base 192 to 1046 and encodes 284 amino acids. Gene Ontology annotation, molecular function: sulfotransferase activity. The transcript is spliced from 7 exons. Gene Ontology annotation, biological process: sulfation. Gene Ontology annotation, cellular component: cytoplasm. Lineage: Eukaryota; Metazoa; Chordata; Actinopteri; Perciformes; Serranidae. The record is from RefSeq and is a predicted model, not a curated record.